AUGUCCGCCGUCCGGGGACCUCAGCUACAAACGCCCUCCACGUCAGCCAACGACAACAUGCAUUCCGAAACGAACUACGAGGAGCCUCCCAAGCCAUCCCAAGACUUUAUCGUUCUGCGGGAGAAGGUGUCUCAACCAGUCAUAGCGGCCUUUUGCGCUGGUGGCGUUGCCGGCGCCGUCUCCCGCACCGUCGUUUCCCCCUUGGAGCGGUUAAAGAUUCUGAUGCAGAUCCAAAGCGUCGGUCGAGAUGCCUACAAGCUGUCCGUCGGCCAAGCACUGGGCAAGAUGUGGAGAGAGGAGGGUUGGAGAGGAUUUAUGCGCGGCAACGGCACAAACUGCAUUCGCAUCGUGCCCUACUCCGCUGUCCAGUUCAGCAGCUAUAACUUUUACAAACGAAACAUUUUUGAGCCGUUCCCGGGCGCCGAUCUGGCACCCCUCACUCGCCUAGUUUGCGGCGGUGUUGCCGGCAUCACCUCGGUCUUCCUCACAUACCCACUUGACAUCGUCCGCACCCGACUCUCCAUCCAGACUGCCAGCUUUGCUGAGUUGGGAGACAAACCAAAGAAGCUGCCAGGCAUGUGGCAAACUAUGAGCCACAUGAUGAAGACCGAGGGCGGCGUCUCGGCAAUAUACAGAGGCAUUAUUCCGACAGUGGCGGGCGUGGCCCCCUACGUUGGCCUCAACUUUAUGGUCUACGAGUCUGUACGGAAAUACCUGACCCCCGAAGGCGACAGACACCCGAGCGCUGCACGAAGGCUCCUCGCCGGUGCAAUAUCAGGCGCGGUUGCGCAAACCUGCACCUAUCCCUUUGACGUGCUCCGUCGCCGAUUCCAGAUCAACACCAUGUCUGGCAUGGGAUACCAGUACAAGUCCAUCACGGACGCCAUCCGAAUGAUCGUCAGACACGAAGGCAUACGAGGCCUUUACAAGGGAAUCGUGCCGAAUCUCCUGAAAGUUGCGCCCAGCAUGGCGUCAAGUUGGCUGAGCUUUGAAAUGACUCGCGACUUCCUCGUCAGCCUCAAGCCGGAGUCGGAACCCGAGUUCCUGUAG
This is a messenger RNA of Drechmeria coniospora, 1050 nucleotides long. RefSeq lists its product as uncharacterized. Bases 1 to 1050 code for a protein of 349 amino acids. The record is from RefSeq and is a predicted model, not a curated record. The transcript is spliced from 4 exons. NCBI's taxonomy places the organism in Eukaryota, Fungi, Ascomycota, Sordariomycetes, Hypocreales, Ophiocordycipitaceae. Gene Ontology annotation, biological process: transmembrane transport.